AUGGGGUUCUACGGCACUUUAAAGAUGAUUUUCUAUAAAAUGAAGAGGAAGUUGGACCAUGGCCCCGAGGUCCGAUCUUUCCCUUCAGGAAAAAAGCCCUGCAAAGGCCCAGAGUAUCCAAGCCCGACAGGAAUCGUCCCAUGUCCAGCCACACCUACCACAUUCGGCCACAUUAGAACAGCCAACGGUCAGGGGGGGCAGAGACGGCGUAUCACCUCAAUCCAGCCACCCACGGGUCUCCAAGAAUGGCUCCGAACAUUUCAGAGCUGGACUGGGCCUGAGAAGCUGCUGGCGCUGGAUGAGUUGAUUGACAGCUGUGAGCCCACACAAGUCAAGCAUAUGAUGCAGGUGAUCGAGCCGCAGUUUCAGCGAGACUUCAUCUCCCUGCUGCCCAAAGAGCUGGCUUUGUAUGUGCUGUCAUUCCUGGAACCGAAGGACCUCCUCCAAGCAGCGCAGACGUGUCGCUACUGGCGCAUCCUGGCAGAAGACAACUUGCUGUGGAGGGAGAAAUGCAGGGAAGAAGGCAUCGAUGAGCCUCUGCCCCUCAAGAAGAGGAAAAUCGUCAAGCCUGGCUUCACUCACAGCCCAUGGAAGAGUGCCUACAUCAGGCAGCACAGAAUAGAUACUAACUGGAGGAGAGGGGACCUCAAAUCACCCAAGGUGCUGAAAGGUCACGACGACCACGUGAUCACCUGCCUCCAGUUCUGUGGGAACCGCAUCGUCAGCGGCUCUGACGACAACACGCUGAAAGUCUGGUCAGCCAUCACAGGAAAGUGUUUGCGCACAUUGGUGGGCCACACAGGGGGCGUGUGGUCAUCGCAGAUGAGAGACAACAUUAUUAUCAGCGGCUCCACUGAUCGCACACUCAAGGUCUGGAACGCAGAGACAGGAGAAUGUAUCCACACCCUCUAUGGGCAUACCUCAACAGUGCGCUGCAUGCACCUACAUGAGAAAAGGGUGGUCAGUGGAUCUCGUGACGCCACACUGCGCGUCUGGGACAUUGAGACCGGUCAGUGUUUACACGUCCUCAUGGGCCACGUGGCAGCAGUGCGCUGCGUCCAGUACGACGGGCGGCGGGUGGUCAGCGGUGCCUACGACUUCAUGGUCAAAGUUUGGGACCCUGAGACGGAGACCUGCCUCCACACGCUGCAGGGCCACACCAACAGAGUGUACUCAUUACAGUUUGAUGGGAUCCACGUGGUUAGCGGCUCAUUGGACACGUCUAUAAGAGUCUGGGACGUGGAGACGGGCAACUGCAUUCACACGCUAACGGGGCAUCAGUCCCUCACCAGUGGCAUGGAGCUCAAAGACAACAUCCUGGUCUCAGGCAACGCAGACUCCACGGUCAAGAUCUGGGACAUAAAGACGGGCCAGUGCCUGCAAACAUUGCAAGGUCCCCACAAACACCAGAGCGCCGUCACGUGCCUCCAGUUCAACAAGAACUUUGUCAUCACCAGCUCGGAUGAUGGCACAGUCAAACUGUGGGACCUGAAGACGGGCGAGUUCAUCCGAAACUUGGUGACUCUGGAGAGUGGCGGCAGCGGCGGUGUGGUGUGGCGUAUCAGAGCCUCCAACACCAAGCUGGUGUGUGCAGUGGGCAGCCGUAAUGGCACGGAGGAGACCAAGCUGCUGGUGCUGGACUUUGACGUGGACAUGAAGUGAGGAUGGUAUGCGAUGGGGAAGGACGAAGAAAGCCAAGCGCUGAUUGGAAAGAAGAGAUGGGGAAUGGGAGAUGAGGCACCUGGAAAUCCCAACACUCUUCACCCAAACUCGCUUAAUCUACAACAACUGUCCUGUCCACGACCAUCAUCUCCCCCCCCCCCUUUGUGUCCCUUUUGGGCAAAUGUUACCGACCGAGCCGCAGACCAUCACACGGGGUCAGUCCCUGCUUUUGACCCUCCACAACUAGGAGCAGUCGGAGGGAAUUGGGCUUCAAACUAAGCAGAAAAGGGGAGGGGAUGUCUGAUCUGUCCCUGAAUUGGCUGGGAGAAAGCAGAAGAGGGAGGAAAGAAAAGAAGACUGAACUCUUUGAAGUGACCCUCUGCCCUUUCGGUUCAGGGUCAGCUUCGAACAGAGACUUGGUUUUGCUCAAGCCUGACAGAUUUUGAGAUGUACAGAGAUAUAUUAUUUUUUAAAGUGCCCCCCUCCUCCACACAUAACCCUUCCCUCUCCCAACAAUGCGCGCCCACACAUUCAAAUCAUAGUCAAGUCGAGGAAGGUGGUAAAACUCAAACACAGUUACAGGUGAAAAGCUGCUUGUUGUAGACUGGAGGGUUCAGCCUGUCAUCAGGCUUGUUUCUCGUCACUCCAUUUCCGUUCUUGUUGUUCUCCGCUCGGUUUCAUUAGUUUGAUUUCUUUACAGUAUCGCACACAAACACAACUGUGAAUUUCAAUCCGUUCUUGGUUUAUCACAUGAAAGGGGGUUCCUCUUGUUUUUUUUUUCUGUCCUCGCGGUUGCCAACAGCAACAAAUCCCAGUAUUAGAAAGCUGCUCUGUUUAGGUUUGCUGUCAUUAUGUCACAAGGUUUUUUUUUUUUUUCCAUCUGUUUAUUUGAGUUGUUUGUUCUUCCUCUCUGUUUUUCAACAAACCUGGGUUGGUUUGGUCUCCACAAAAACACCAAUGCUGUCCACAUUUUUCACUUUCCUUGGGGUGGUUUCCUCAAUGCCAGUGCUGUGAUGAGAGGAGGGAGUAAAAGUUGUUUACUCUAAGCGCUGUGGAUUAAUGCCCCCAAAGCCCCCUCCCUGAGCCCCGUACCCUUUUCUGUUUCCCCCGGUGGCCAAACUGUAUUUAUGCUGCUAGAUGAAUGGAAAAAAAAAAGAGAGAGGGAACUUUUACUUGCUGUGACGUUUUAGUCCCAGGCAAAAUUCCAAAUUGAACUUUGUAUGUUUGGACUUAAGAAACAAAAGAUGACAAAAGAUAACAUCCAACAUUUUUGUUUUUAUUUUGUUUGUUUUUUUGCCACUGAAACUUGAGCCAAACGUGCCUCUACGAGGCUGAGAGGAGGGAGCAUCCAACAGGUUCUGAUGGGAUUGCCUGCAUAGAGGAAACAAGGGGAUGUACACUGUUGGUGUGCGUGUGUGUGCGUGCGUGAGUGUGUUAGCGUGUUAACUUGUAAACACAUUCCUUGGGACAAAGCUCUCUCAGCUUGUCCUUUGGGUAAAUGUACAAACGCUGUGUGGACUGGCAAAGAAAAAAAAAAACUAGCAGAUGUAUCAGAUUGGAAUGACAGAACUGUCCGUAUUCCUGUGUGAUUGUUGUUACAUUCAAAGAUGUCUGAAGCAACAGAGGAGACCAUCACAAGCAUCACUUGACAGGCUGCAGGAGUCUUAGUGUUACAUGUUGCAGAUAAAAAUCAGCGGCCUCGUGGAUCGUCAGUGGGGGAAAAUACACAAAAAGGCAACAAAACGUGAACAGAAACAUUGUAGCCAAACGAAAAGUCGUCUCAAUCUCCAUGAGUCACAACUCAAGCUGAACUGUGAAAGUGGUAUAACACUGUAUAUUAAAAAAGAAAAAAAAGAAAACAAUCUCGCUCUAUCUCCUCUCGUUGUUUUCUCCGUUUUAAUUUAUGAUCUGGUUUGAGAAAUCAGAUUUGUUGCAGGUGUUUUAUUUUUUCAGUUCAUGUAAACUGCCUGGCAAAAAAGAAAACAGACAGAAAAAACCUUAAAGGGAUUGUGUAUUUGUUUGAUUCACUUAGAAUUUUAUUUUCUUAUAACUUAAGUGCAAUAAAAUGUGGGUUUUUUCUUUUUUGAUUUCAAGCAUAUCAGUUGUCUGUUUUUGUUACCUGUGUGAAGGCAUCUUAUAUGUUCAAUAAAGCAAAUUAUUUGGUUAAUAAGAACCAUGAGGGAA
Messenger RNA from Labrus bergylta (ballan wrasse), 3846 nucleotides. NCBI's taxonomy places the organism in Eukaryota, Metazoa, Chordata, Actinopteri, Labriformes, Labridae. The record is from RefSeq and is a predicted model, not a curated record.